Messenger RNA from Lates calcarifer (barramundi perch), 2459 nucleotides. RefSeq names its product MAM domain-containing protein 2-like. The record is from RefSeq and is a predicted model, not a curated record. NCBI's taxonomy places the organism in Eukaryota, Metazoa, Chordata, Actinopteri, Centropomidae. Gene Ontology annotation, biological process: nervous system development. Gene Ontology annotation, cellular component: membrane.
ACACACACACUCCUUCCCAGUGGAGAGUCUGCAGUGUGCUGCCAGUGUGUGAGCUGGAGAGACACUCAGGAGUCGAGUUAUUCCCUCAGAAACCAGCGAUGCUUCCAUUCUACCUCCUGACUUUUGCUGCCACCAUCCAAGCCCACAGCCAGCUGCUGCCAGGCUCCUGCAACUUCGAAUCCAACACCUGCGAAUACACAUCAGAUGCAGACUUUGUGAGCUGGACCCUGCACGAGGAUGGCCAUUUCGUCGCAGUGGAUGGCGUCAUGGACGACAACCAGGACGAUGAGACAGGUGCCGAUGACAGACCACAGAGGGAGAUCAUGGGGGUCCUGCUGAGUCCGGCUCUAGAGCAGAGCGAGUGGAGCUGUCUGAGGCUCGUCUACCAGAUCACAGGUUCAGGAAGCCUGGAGGUCCUGCAGCGCUCGGAGGGGAAGAGCUUUGACAAGCCACUGUGGAGCAACCAGGCGCCUUCUGACAGCUGGGUCAUCUCGAGCAUGGACCUGCAGAACAACACUGAGUCUUACAGGGUUGUCAUUGAAGGUAAACCUGGACGGAGCCCUGGGAGCAGUGUGGCCAUCUUUGAGAUCCACAUCAGCCCUGGAUACUGCCUGGAGUGUGAUUUUGAGGAGUCCCAUCUGUGUGGAUACAGUAACCAGUGGAACGCCAAUGUAAACUGGUAUGUGGGAGGAGGUGGGGUCCAGGUCCUCCACAAUAACAUGCCGAAUGACCACACAUACAACAACUGGACAGGUCACUUCAUGUACGUGGACUCCAUCUACGCCAAGACCUUCAAAGAAGUGGCCAAAUUGGUGUCUCCCAUGACGACGGUGCCGAUGUCCGGCUGCCUGAGUUUCCAGUACCAGCGAAGCGAGGAGAGAGGGAACCUGUUCUCUGUUUUCACCCGGGACCGACUGGGCCAGUACCAGGAGCUGUGGAGGGCCGGGUCUGAGAACCAGAGCAGCUGGAGCGAGAUGCUCGGAGAGUGGAUACCUGUGCAGGUGGACCUGAGGGCACCGUACUCUGUACAGGUGGUCUUUGAAGUGGCGUUUAACAGUCCAAGAGGCGGACGAGUUGCACUUGAUGACAUUUCCUUUUCUCCAGAGUUCUGCAGCACAGACACUGAGCCGACCUUCGACCCCUCCAUCGCCAACUGUAAUUUCGAGGCAGGUUUCUGCCUCUACACCCAGGACCAGGUUGGGGUGUCGUCGUGGAGGAGAGUGUCUGUGAAGCCCAACAUCUUCAGGAACGGAGACCACACCACAGGGGCCGGAUCCUUCCUGUUGGCUCACUCCCGGCUGAGCCCGCACUCCGGAUACGUUAGUCGCCUGAACGGUCCAACUCUGCCCGGGAACAUGAAGUACUGCCUGAGUUUUUACUUCUCUCUGAGGGGUUUCAACCAGACGGACCAGGCUCUGGCCGUAUAUCUGCAGCAGCAGCAGAGCGGCAGCCAGGAGAAGAUCUGGACUCAGGGAGAGAAGUCCAGAGGAAUCUGGAUCGGGACGGAGGUCACCUUCCAAACGUCGCAGCCUGCCAAGGUGGUUUUCAUCAGCACCUGCAGGAGCUUCUGGGACUGUGGCUCCGUGGCUCUGGACGACAUCAGCGUGAGUCUUGGAGACUGCGAGCUGUCGGCAGGUUUGUUGUCGUUUUCUCUGCCAGGACACUGUGACUUUGAAACAGGCCUGUGUGGCUACACUCAGGACAAAGAGCUGGAUUCUGCAGACUGGGAAAGGAGGAGAGGACCCACGCCGACCUCAUAUACAGGACCCAGAGGGGACCACACCACAGGACUCGGAUACUACCUGUACAUGGAGGCGUCGCCCAUGCUGCCCGGUCAGAGCGCCCGGCUGCUCUCCCGCCCUCUGAGGGGCUCCCGGGGGCCUCAGUGCCUGCGCUUCUUCUACCACAUGUACGGCUCGGGCACGGGCCAGCUCAGCGUUUACCUCGACAAGGGCGGAUCGGACGUGUUGCUGUGGCAACGGAGCGGGGAGCAGAGCAUCGCCUGGCUCAGGGCCAGAGUGGAGUAUCAGUGCGACAGCCAGCAUCAGAUUGUAUUUGAAGCAAACAGGGGUUCAUCAGUGAGGAGCGACAUCGCCAUUGAUGAUAUUGUCCUGGAAGGUGGACCUUGUCCAGAAAUGGAGAUCCGAGCCACCGUGGGAACCUCCAACGAGAUCGAGUAGACGGGAAAGAGGAGGAACAGCUGUGUAGGAUGCAUGAACCCUGUUGUUUUUUUUGCACAUUACAGACGACUCGUUUCACGUCAAUCUGAACUCACAGGGACUGAGUGUUGGUAAAGGGGAAACUUUUCACGUAGUUCUGUUUUCAUGGAGCAACACAUAUCAGUUGUGUCAUAGUCAGCAUUUCUCUCUGCACUGUAGCACUGUUUAAAAUUGUGUUUGUCACAUUUAUAUGCAUUAGAUUAAUGCUCAUUGCUCGAAUAAAGUGAGACGGUUAUUCAA